Messenger RNA from Folsomia candida, 1115 nucleotides. RefSeq names its product methylosome subunit pICln (gene icln). The coding region runs from base 231 to 947 and encodes 238 amino acids. Gene Ontology annotation, cellular component: cytosol; plasma membrane; spliceosomal complex. The record is from RefSeq and is a predicted model, not a curated record. Gene Ontology annotation, biological process: spliceosomal snRNP assembly; mRNA cis splicing, via spliceosome; chloride transport. The transcript is spliced from 5 exons. Lineage: Eukaryota; Metazoa; Arthropoda; Collembola; Entomobryomorpha; Isotomidae.
CAACAUUGAGCAAGUCACACAGCGCGAAUGGUGGCGUUGUAUUUGUGAGCUGAACGUGUACACCGGAGCGUGUAGACUUUUGCGUAAAGUAAUUCGAUUUUAAUCAAUUAUUGUUUGCUGUUCGUCAUUAAAUAAUUAACUUUUAAUUCUGGAGUGAGGUCUUGGAAAUUGUGCGUGAAAAAUCUUUCGGAAGUUUCAACUUGUCGACAUCAUCAAGUUAGAGGCUCAACAUGGUAAUUAUUCGCCACUUGGCCGUUCCCUUGACAGGGAUACGAUUUCAAGACGCUAAUGUUGAAGCCUUACUGGGAGACGAGAUUCUUGGCAAGGGCACUCUUUACAUUACAGAGGAACUCAUCAUGUGGCUGAAGGAGACUGGGGGCGAAGGUUUUACAAUUCAGUACAAAAAAAUGACACUCCAUGCAAUCUCUAGGGAUCCAAAUGUUCAUCCGAGAAAUUGCCUUUAUGUUAUGAUUAACGGAACUUUGGAUGCUAACGAUGCCGGGGAAGGCCCACCAUCUCCCACGUAUGACGACGGCGACGAGGAUGACACUACUGAAGUCAGAUUCGUCCCAGAAACCAGUUCAAGACUUGACGAAAUGUAUAAAGCUGUUCAAGACUGUACUUUACUUCAUCCCGAUGCAUCCAGCGAUAUGAGCGAGUCUGAAGAUGAUGACAUCGAAGAAGAAGAUCUCGUGGGGGGUGAUGCCUCCCCUCCUCUUCUUCUGGGAAUGGGUGGUGGACGCAUCAUUCACAGACGUCAAGAAGAACAAGAGCUACAGUUGGGGUUGGGUGCCCUACAACAGCAUUUUGGAGAUCGUCUCAUAUUUGAACACCGACCCGGAGGGUCCAAUGGAAAUGCCCCCUCUGCUCCAAUCCAACCAACGCCUGAACAACUCAUGGAAAUGUAUGCCGAGGAUGAAGAGGAAGGUGACGAGGCUGGAAAUUAAGACUCCAAGUUGAAGAUAUAUGAUUAUUUCCAAUGUUAUAGUAUAAGUCUCUCUUGUAGUAAUUAAAUAUUCAUCAAGGGGUGACUACUGAACCCUUAAAGUUAUUUCUGCAAUUUAUUUAAAUUUAUAACUGAAAUAAAUCUGUUUAUUAUCAAUGUUUAUCAUCAA